AUGGAUUAUCUCCUGGCCAGGCUCUUGGAGCUCGAAGCCAUACCCCUGAGAGGGGUUAGGGCAUUCGUCUCUAACUGGGCCUCGGCCAUGGUAUCCAAUGACGCGGGGGUUGAAGGCAGCGGGAGUCCAGCGGCUGCUCAGGCACCCUUGGACUUCGCAAGGGCGAUCUUAAGCAUGGUGCUUCAUGCAGGGCUGGCUCCUCUGAACGUGUUCAAACUCCCACUUGAAUAUACAGAAUUCGAAGGUCCGACGUCGGCCACACCCUACUCUGCCUUCAAGGGUGGUGUGCAGACGUCAAUCAGGUUCUAUGGUAUCGAUAACGAGCGAGACUGCAUGCUCUUCCUCUUCCGGCACAUCGGGAAGAGCUUGAGGUCCGAACUUAUCACACAUCUUGGGACAGCCCAACCGGCUCCGUCUGCUGUGUGGGGGUACCUCGACUCUCGGUUUCUCGAAACUGAUACAUCGGAGAAGGCCAGCGAACGCUGGGAGAGUCUCAAACAGAAUACUGGCGAGAAGGUUGACGAAUAUUAUGCCCGCAUUAAGAGUGAAUGGUUGCUCUUCUCUCGUGUGUCCGGCGUCACCUUACCCUUGCCAUUUGUCUCUGCCAAGUUCGUUGGGGGACUGCUCCCUGAGAUAAAGGCACCUCUAGAAACCAGCUGUGGACAUCUGCUGUCUAAGCUGCCCUUAGAGAAGGCUCGGGACGCGGCCCUAUAUCAUGAAUCUAAACUCUCAUCUAAAUCGGAUGGAAACGCCCGCAAGGCCCUCUCGAACAAGCGGAUGCCUAUGCCCCCCGGUCAGGCCCCCCAGUCGCAUAAUCCUGGAGCCAAGGAGGUCAAAGAACCCCUUGUGGGAAGGGACAACUCGGCUGGUGGAGGUAACUCGAAGGAUGGCAAAUCUGGAUGCUCCUACUGUGCUACUCGAAGGUACAGAGGGGCGAAUAAGCACGACGACGCGCGCUGCUGGAAGAACCCUGCGAACGCUCACUUGGUUCCGGACUGGUAUCGUCAGCGCCAAGCUGAAGCUGCAGCAGCCAAGGCAUCGAAAGGGCAAAGGGACCGGCAAGAGACCGUCCCAAAGGCCGUCCAAUCGACGUUCAUGGCACGCUCCGUUGACUCUGCUCAUGAAGGCCUACGCGUCAUCAAAGCUUCUGCUACCGGUUCAUCCGGCCGAAUUCUACCAGUAGAACUGCUGGUCGACUCUGGUUCGGAUCUGACAUUAAUAUCAUCCUCGUCGGCGAGCAUUAUGGGCUUCAAAGUGACACCAGCUAGGGGGCUCAAGAAGCUCGAAUCGGCUGGGUCGCUAGGCUCCAUCUGCGUGAUAGGACAGGCUCGGGUUCCGAUAGUUGUCAAGGAUAAGGCAGGCCAUGACCUCUCCUUUAACUUGGAGGCCACCUUGCAUACUACGGAUGAUACACUCUAUUGCGGAGCACUGGGUUCAACUUGGUCCUUGUCACCUUAUAGCGGCGGGAGCAUCUCCAGCGUUCUCACCGAUACACGGCUCAAGUUGCCCACUAGGAGUAAGGUGGACGAACGCCUUAAGGGAUGGUCGUUCCCCAAGGUCACUGUCCAGCUAAAACCUGGUGCUGUGCGACCCUGUCCCAAGCGGCCAUAUGUGUGUCGUAAGCGCGAGAUGCAGGCCAUGGAGCUCAUGGUCAAGAACCUCGAGAAGAGCGGGAUCAUCACUCGCCUAUCACGCGCGGCGGUCGAUCAUCGUCAAGUCUGGAUCUCUCGACGACGUUGCCGAGCCCUUGACUGA
Molecule: messenger RNA, 1755 nt
Organism: Perkinsus marinus ATCC 50983
Lineage: Eukaryota; Perkinsozoa; Perkinsida; Perkinsidae
Exons: 2
Coding region: 1-1755 (584 amino acids)
Biological process (GO): proteolysis
Molecular function (GO): aspartic-type endopeptidase activity
Source: RefSeq, a predicted model, not a curated record